AUGCCCAUUUCCACAACUCCAACUGAUGCUCACUCUGAUGAACUCUUGGCAGAGAGCAACAUAGAAGACUUUAAUUUUGAUCAAUUACUUAAUGAUAUAACUAAAGCAGAAGAUGCGCUUAAUGAACUUGAUGGAAGGCUUGAUAACUUUAAUGCUAAAAUUGAUGCAAUGUUGUUAAACAGUGACAGUUCUCAAAAAAAGUCUCAUGAGAACAAUGCAUCGUCAAAU
This is a messenger RNA of Racocetra persica, 228 nucleotides long. NCBI's taxonomy places the organism in Eukaryota, Fungi, Glomeromycota, Glomeromycetes, Diversisporales, Gigasporaceae. The record is from the annotation of a GenBank genome assembly.